UAUCUUAGUUUAACUAAACUGGACUGCAGGCGUUCUUUGAUCAUAACGUCUUUCAUAAAAUUCUGUCAAGUAGCCGAGUAGAUGGUGUACCCCGUGGCUCUACAGAGCAAUACAGUUCACCAUUAAACAUGUUCAAAAGGGAAUAUCACACCAGUACGAUUAUCAGGGAAAUUAAAAAAGAAAAAGAAAAUAACUGCUAUAAAUGGCUCUUGUGUUGAAUCUAAAAAUGCAUUAGAAUUUGUUAGACACUUGUGUGUGUGUUGUGGUUUAGCAACACAUGCUACUCCGACAGAUUACAGUGUUUUGAAUCAGAAACGGAAAGGCAUUGCAAAGUUAAUGUUCUGUAUAUAGCCUAUAUGCACUUGCAUGUCAGUCCACAAAAUAAUUUAAAGUUUGGGAAUGAAACUGAUGAGGCGAGACUGCUUUAGGCCAUGAAUAGUAAUCGGAGAUCUGUGACCUGAAAUGACCUUUAAUCGCAAGCGGACACGAACCGCAUCCCUGUUAGCUACCCUGGUGCACCAGUUGCUGACAAGUGGAAGUGAACCUGACACAGCGAGAGGGAUGCUGUCCAAGCUGAGCCGCGCGCUGCGCCAGGUGGAGCCGGCGCUCUUCCGGAGCGUUCACACGGGGAGCCGCCCCGCCUCCAGUACUGCCGCCCACCUCAAACGCGUGGAGCGCCCCCUGUCUGCAGAGGAUGUGUAUGCUCGUGAGGAAAAAUAUGGAGCGCACAAUUACCACCCCCUCCCUGUGGCUCUGGAGAGAGGAGAAGGGAUCCACGUGUGGGACGUGGAAGGCCGGCGGUACUGCGACUUCCUGAGCGCCUACAGCGCGGUGAACCAGGGCCACUGCCACCCCAAGAUCAUCGCCGCGCUCAAUGCCCAGGCCUCCCGCCUCACGCUCACGUCCCGGGCCUUCUACAACGACGUUCUGGGGGAGUACGAGGAGUUCAUCACCUCCUUGUUCGGCUACCACAAGGUCCUGCCCAUGAACACAGGUGUUGAAGCGGGCGAAACUGCCUGCAAACUGGCUCGGAAAUGGGCGUAUUCUGUGAAGGGCAUACCAAAGUACAAAGCAAAGAUAAUCUUUGCAGAGGGAAACUUUUGGGGGCGCACCAUGGCGGCCAUCUCCAGCUCCACGGACCCCAGCAGCUACGAUGGCUUCGGCCCCUUCAUGCCUGGCUUUGAGCUCGUUCCUUACAACGACCUUCCAGCUCUGGAGAGGGCCCUGCAGGACCAGAACGUGGCGGCGUUCAUGGUGGAGCCCAUCCAGGGAGAGGCAGGCGUGCUGGUGCCAGAUCCCGGGUACCUGACCAAAGUGAGAGAGCUGUGCAGUCAGCACAACGUUCUGCUCAUCGCUGACGAGGUGCAGACGGGUCUCGCGCGGACGGGCCGCCGGCUGGCUGUGGACCACGAGGCGGUGCGUCCGGACCUGGUGCUGCUGGGGAAGGCGCUUUCCGGAGGAGUCUAUCCUGUGUCUGCAGUGCUGUGCGAUGAUGAGGUCAUGCUGACCAUCAAGCCUGGGGAGCACGGCUCCACGUACGGAGGGAACCCGCUGGCCUGCCGCGUGGCUAUCGCUGCCCUGGAGGUUCUAGAGGAGGAGAAGUUAGCGGAGAACGCUGAAAAGAUGGGCCAGAUUCUGAGGUCCGAGCUUAGCAAGCUGCCCAGUGACAUCGUCACCAAGGUCCGGGGGAAAGGCCUGCUCAACGCCAUCGUCAUCAAGGAGACUAAAGACUACGACGCCUGGAAGGUGUGCUUGCGCCUUAGAGACAAUGGCCUACUGGCCAAGCCCACUCACGGCGACAUCAUCAGAUUCGCCCCGCCCCUCGUUAUUAACGAGGACGAGGUCAGAGAGUGCAUUGACAUCAUCAAGAAGACCAUUCUGUCAUUCUGAUUCAUCUGACUUGGACCACAUUACAUCUUUUAUUGGCUACCAACCUUCAGACUGAUUCUGCUAUGAGCUGUCUACAGGAAUGUAUCCCACAAGUGAAGUGAAGCAACUUUCAACAUAUGAAUGACUCGAUAAUUAUUUUAAAUUAACCAUUCAGAGAAUUUUGGAGGAAAUGUAUAUUUUAGGAAAUACUUGAUUUUAAAGCUUACACUGUCAUAGACUUUCUCAGUACUCUCUUUUGUGAUGGCAGAUGCAUUCUGUUAGUGCUAGGAAGAGGCAGAAGUAAUGUAGCUUACAGGUCAUUUCGGUUUAUCAGUUAAUGUUGUACAAAAAUGGCUGAAAAAUCUGGCCCAUAUUUACCAUACAAUCUGAACAAUUAAUGCAGUAACAAUCACAAGAUAUCACAUGAUCACAAACAUUUAUGGUCAACCAAAAGCUUUCUAAAAGAAAACAAAUAUUAAUGCACAUUUCAUGAAAGUGGAAAGAAAAGAUGAUUAUUGUAUUAUUGUAUAUAUUUUUAAAAAAUAAUCUCGUUGGUUGUUUUUAUCAUUAUGAAGGGAGAUAUUAAAAUUGAUACCAACGAUGUCACUACUGAAGAAUAUGGUUUGAAACCGGCGGCUCUUAGAGUGGGCACAGCAGACUUUUAUGGGCCGCAGAGUCGUAUUGCCUUUUAGUCUAAAUUCAGUGUUCCUCUCACUGAGUUUAGAACCUGCUCAGGGAACCAUCACUAAGGGUUCGGUCUUUGGAAAUGGAGACGCAGUGGAGCUGGGAAAGUGAAAUCUGAUAAAUCGAGAGAGGGCAGCUGUGGGAAUCACAAGUACUGAACUUGAUGUUUGCGCUUUUCCGCUGUACAAUACUGAAUAUUUUGCUCUUCCGACAGAUGAAAUGACAGGGUGUCUGUCUUAUUUAGGCCUGCAGUAUUUACAGUGGCGCAGUGGAGAAUCCUUGCAUCCCAAAUCUGCACUUCAAAUUCUAAACCAAAUGAUCCAAAUAUUUAUCACUGUUUGUUGUUUUUACCAGAAACUUCGUUGUGUCGUUUGCAUUCUGUUCAAAUGGCAAUAGCAUACUGGUCAAAAGAAGUAUUGGGGAGAUUGUUACAAACCUGUCUGUUUAAUAAAUUUUGAGAGAAUCUACUCUUGUUUCUGUGUAUGUUUAAAAGAUCUGUUGUUAAUGACUUAUGGCUAUGCCCAGGUGAUGUGGUAUAAUUACCAAAAGUUUUUAAUGACAACUUGGAGUUAAAGUAAGAAAUCAGUUUCUUCAGUUAAACUAAUGUAAAUGUUUUAUUACAUUAGAUUGAAUAAGAUUUUAAGACGUGAUGCUUUCUGUAGUCUCUCAGUCAUUGUACACUGACACUGAAGUUAUUAAACAAAAAAAUGGCAAAA
This is a messenger RNA of Anguilla rostrata (American eel), 3269 nucleotides long. Its product is annotated as ornithine aminotransferase, mitochondrial-like. The transcript is spliced from 11 exons. The coding region runs from base 463 to 1890 and encodes 475 amino acids. Gene Ontology annotation, cellular component: cytoplasm. The record is from RefSeq and is a predicted model, not a curated record. Gene Ontology annotation, molecular function: pyridoxal phosphate binding; L-ornithine transaminase activity; identical protein binding. Lineage: Eukaryota; Metazoa; Chordata; Actinopteri; Anguilliformes; Anguillidae.